Molecule: messenger RNA, 3430 nt
Organism: Leguminivora glycinivorella
Lineage: Eukaryota; Metazoa; Arthropoda; Insecta; Lepidoptera; Tortricidae
Product: protein odr-4 homolog
Exons: 7
Coding region: 97-1503 (468 amino acids)
Biological process (GO): intracellular protein localization
Cellular component (GO): endomembrane system
Source: RefSeq, a predicted model, not a curated record
GCAGCGGUGGCAGGCAAGGCAUUACAGUGAAGUGAAAUCGAACCGUCAAAAACAUAUUGUUGAUGUAAAACUUCAUGAAAUUAUUGUAAAUUCAUCAUGGUUAGAACAGUGUAUUCCCCUGAAUACUGCCUUCAGUAUCUUGAACAGUAUGCGUCAAAAGAAACUUUCGUGAUUGGACUUAUUCUAGGUCAGACGACAGAUUCACGUGAGAAUGUUAUACAUUUGGCUCGUACUCCAGAGGAGAAAAGUCAAGACAAUGCUGCGGAAAGCGAGCCAUUCUCAGGCCCUGACAAGUCUGAGGUUGUUAAGAGUCUGGCGGGAGUGUCGGAGGCGUGGAUAGCAGACCACGCUAAACAUGUUACUAGGAUGCUGCCCGGAGGGAUGUUUGUUCAAGGUAUAUUCAUCACAAGUGACGAAGAUAUAUUCGAUGAUCCGAACUGCUUCAGCAGAGUCAAAGCAAUAUUGAAUUAUACAUACAAGUCGCUCAACACGAAUCCUCUCAUGUACGGUAACUGCCCUGGGGUAACAGAAAGGCUUGUCCUACACAUGUCGACUAGCACAAAAGUUCUCACAUGCAAGAGUGUGGAAGUGGGUUCAGUGAAGAAUGUAUUGACUAGGCCUGUUGAUUGGAAAUUUUUGCCGAAGCCGCAGCAGUGGCAGAGGCUGGACUGCUACUUUGAAUUUGAUGAUGUUUAUCCAGUAAUUGUGAAGAAAAGUGGUAUUUCUGUUAAACAACAAUUCCAACAAAUAUUGGAAUCAGCACAGAAAACAAUAGAGUCCAGCGUUAUGUUCAUAGACGGAGAGCUAAAGACUGGUUCGGAAGCUUUAGAGAAUUUGAACAAGAAAAAGAAACCAAAAACAAAUGUAAAAGUCACUCAGCAAGAAGCGCUGAAAUCCAUGCAAGUGUCAUUGUUUGUGCCAUUUGAGACCUGUCUCCCAGAAUCUGUCGAGUACCUAGAAUGCGAUGGCAGCAUACACUUCAGUGGUGUCGUCUCGUCCAGCGUAUUCCUGUACCCUAAAGCGACGGUCAGUGAAGCCAUAUCCGCGGUCAAACAGGACAUAGUGCGGUCACUGGCUUCCCGAUUCACUAUGCACUGUGAUGCCUUGAUUGAUGACAAUCUAUUGCCUGAAGAGAAAGUCUGCUUCAACGAGCCGCCCCGAAGAGUCCUAGUUCCCGUAGGCUCUCUGUUCCUGUGCGACUACUUGUUCCCCGGCGAAGCACCGGCUGAGGCGCUGCUUUCCGUACGGGAACUGCUGGACCUGCAGAUCACUGAGGCAGACGUUGUCUGCGACGUUGAGACACCUGCAGAUACUUCAGAGUUUGAUGCCCUCGACCGAGAUGCCAGCAGCGAAGAGCUCCUCGCAACUCCCCAAGAAGCCAGCCAAUUCAUGUACAUAACCGGCAUUUGUUUCGCCCUGUUCGUCCUUAUAGUCUCCAUACUGGUGCACUAUUACGACACGAUAGUUCUGGUCUUGAGCAAGCUGGCGUCCAAGUCUAACUAAUUCACUAGUCUAAGGGCCUACCGCGAACCAAUCAUAAUUGGAGUGAAAAAGAUGGCCGUGGUAGGCCUUCUAAGCCACAGACAAUACAGACAACGCGUUCUGGUACGUUUAGAAUGAGCCCGAGAUCACUACGCAUAGGUGAAAUUUGACUUGUGUAAUCAGCACAACGAGUUGUAUUUUUACACCAUUUUAUACUAAAUACAACAUCCCUGUUGACCUAAAGCUCAAUCUUUAGUAAUAUUUUUUGUAUUCGAGUACUACAUACUUGCAACUAAAACAAGGAGUCGCGCUUCCGAAGUUGCACAAGAACGCUUGUGUGGUGAUCUCGAUUGUCAUUCCUUUGUGUUCUGUCUAGGAGUCUGUGGUCUGUCAACUCGGUACCAACUAAGCAAGCGACAGUGUAUAAUAGCGUUACCAUGAACGUCAAACUCUUAUGAAAUGAAAUCAAACUAUGGUACAGCAAGAAUCAUGAAUCCCCGUCUCGACGCUACAGUCAGCGUUCCUGCGUGAUCCUGUGAAAUGUGGACGUUAACAGAGUACCUAGCUCCGGACACUGUAGUAUAUUUAUAUCCGAUUCGGUACUGACUUAGCUCAUUCUGGUUAUGUGACCGAUGGUGACAAAACGAUUAGCGAUCAAUUUUGCUUAAAUGAAUGCCACGUAAUAAACGAUUUUUAAAAGGCGAACAACGAACCUGCUUUUGACUUUGAUGAUAUAACCAGGCAUCGUCAAUUUUCUAGAAAUUUAGGUGCAGCCUUGUCGCGUUAAAGUAUGUUCGAAUCUAGCUGGAAUAGUUAGAACCUGAAAUGAUCGCAUACCUAAAGAAACGUUUGUAUACACUCCUUUAUUUCUACCAUGCUGCACCGAAAUGGCUAGAAAAUGUACUCUGUCUAAUGUUGACAUUAAAAAUCACGAUAACAAACAAAUAAAAACUAAGUUAUAGUCAGAAAUCGCUCUUACAAAAGUUGCAAAUCAGCUAUCGUUACUUACUAAUCGCUGUUGCUCGGUCAAGUUUAUAAAGCCGUAUUUGGGAAGUUUCAAACCAAUCUGCAUUCCAUUAACUUGUCGAAUAUUGAAAAAUUCAUUCUCUACGUAAAUUGCGGUCUAAAUAUCGUUCCACAUUUAAAAUUUUACAAGGGACAAGUCAAAUUUGAAGGACGCUUAAGAUUUCUGCCGUCGAGGAAGAAAUAUUUCUGUAGCCAUAGAACACAUAGUCUUAUAUUAAUCAGAGCAAAUUAGUUUUCUCGCUCCACUCGGUGAAUGAUGUCUUUAUCGCGAAAAAGAUAAUCUUGCAUUUAUUAUUCAAGUGAGUAAUUAACAUAAUAAUUAGUUAUUGAUUGAUUGAUAUGCGUAACAACGUUUUAAUUUCAUGGCAUUCGUGAUGAGCUUAGGGACCCCGUAAAGUAAAAUUCAGCUGAAAUAUUAAUAUAUGACCGUUUGCUGCACAGUCAUUCCUUUCUUUUACUGUAACUUGAACUGGCAUGAAAUUAAACCGCUUUUACCGAUCAGUAUUGAUGUGAGAAGAAUUUUGUAUAAUGUCAAAUUUGAAGCCAUAACAUUGAUAACAUGUAUUUAGACAGACUAAGAACUUAUAAGAACUAUAUUUAGUUGAUUGAAUGUUCCAUUGAAUUAUAUAGUAAUGUACCGAAUAUAGAAAAGCAAUUCAUAAGAUCAGUAAAAUUGGGAUAUAAAAUCUAAUACUAUCACUAAGGCGUUGAUAAAACUUGAAAAACAACUCGUAUGUUACUGAUACAGAUUAUCCAAUGGAAUAAAAUGAAUUAAUUUUAUAAUUAGAAUUAGAAAUUUUAUUCGUGUGACAAGAGUUGUGUAGGUAAUACGGUUAUAUUUUUAUGGCUACUUUUUAUGUACAGAGGACAGAGGUUGCUGCGUUGAAUUGUGUAAUAUUACUUAUUAAAUAACAUUUGUUGA